AUGGCCAGCUCAAGCCAUCCAGGUGCUCCUUUCGAGGAUCCUGACCGCGUCAAGCUGAUCAACCAGAUUGACAAAGGACUCGCCACAUUAGAAGAAUCCGCUACGACCAUACAACGGCUUAGAAAUUGUUAUGGGUGCUUAUGGCUCGCAGAUAUGGAAAGACCGGAGUAUUUAGUUGCUAAAUAUCUCCCGAAUGAUCCUCGUCAGCUCCUUGCCAUGCUGUACUUGAGAGAAACAGAGGGCAAAAUAGUUGCAAGAUGGCAACAAAAGGACCAAAAUGGUGAAUCUGUUGACUCGCGCAAAAAUCCCGGACAGUCCCUGGACUCACCCAGACGGAGGAGGCCUAGAAGUCAGUCAGCAGAGGAUGCAUGUCGCGACCGCGAUGAAGCCUGCAUUCUUACAAAAUGCGGCAAGGACAUCUGCCAGCCAUGCCCUUUGUGCUCAACCCAUCCAGGUACUCCUUCCGAGGGUGCUGCCAGUAGUAAGCCGCCAGGUGCUCUUUUCGAGGAGCCCGAGCGCGUCAAGCUGAUAGAGAUGAUCGCCGAAAAACUCGGGGAGACAGUCCACACCCAUAGGAUAAGUACUUUUAAAACUUCUUAUGCGGGCUUGUGGCUCGCCGAUAUUGAGAAAUUGAAAGCAUUGGGUGACAAAGAGCCUUUGGAUCUUUAUUCCAGGCUAUCGGUUUCCGAGCUGGAAUACAAAAUAGAUCAAAGAUGGCAACAAAAGGACAACGAUGCUGAAUCAAGAGCUCCGUCUGCUCCACAGACACCAAUCAAGGGUACACCACCCUUGUUCCCGUCCUCCUCUGCCCCUGGGCCGAGCGCAGGCGAGGAUUCGACAGCUUCAACUCCGCGACCCCGGGACCAACCCCUGUCGAUCGAUACACCAGGAAGUUCUGGUAAGUCGCGGAAAAGGCCAGGGGAAGCUCUAGGCACGCCCGAAGGGGCGAAGAAGCCCAGAAUAGACAAAGACGUCGCGGAAGCAUGUAAGGACCGCGAUAAAGCCUGCAUUCUCACAAGAUGCAGCAAGGACAUCUGCCAGCCGUGCCCUUUGUUCCCUUAUUGGCUGAAUUAUGAGAAUAUGGAUGCCGUGCUGCAGUUUUUCACCGCUCUGAGAGGCUUUUGGAGUGAUGGAAAGGUGGACGAAUGGUAUAACGCUAUUUACGGAGAUGGCUUGGGCCCUGAAAAGCCCGAAAAUCUCAUACUCCUCAGCCCAAACGCAUAUGUACUAUACGCCAAUGGGUACAUUGUCUUCGAGCCUGUCGACAGAGAUCCAGAGGGCAAGUGGCUGACACUUAAGUUUUGGUGGUUGAAGCGACAUGAACAUGAUGAGGGUGUCGACUUUGGGGUUAUCCCGGAACUUCCAUCAGAUCUCCACCCAUCGGACUACGGUGUUGCCCUACAUGAUGUCCGCAACGAUCGUCCACUGCUCUCUGGUGAGAUGAUCAUGCUAAAGACCCACGAUCCGGAGAAUUAUCCACUCCCGGAUACCCGGAUCCUUGACAUGCAGUGGGUCCUGAAUCGUGUGUCUGCGUUAAGUGGUACUACGGAACCAAAGGUCCCGGACGAUGAUGACGAUGAGUGGGAUGAGGACUGGGACGAGGGUCUCGGCUAA
Aspergillus viridinutans is the source of this 1614-nucleotide messenger RNA. RefSeq lists its product as uncharacterized. Lineage: Eukaryota; Fungi; Ascomycota; Eurotiomycetes; Eurotiales; Aspergillaceae. The coding region runs from base 1 to 1614 and encodes 537 amino acids. The record is from RefSeq and is a predicted model, not a curated record. The transcript is spliced from 5 exons.